UCGAUCGGAGGCUCGGUCCUGUGGAGACGGCGGCGGUGGCUGAGGCGGCCGGGCCGGGCUGACGCACCGGCGUAUUUGACAGAAAUAGCCCAGCGUCUCCGCGAUUUAAUAGGAGCCUCCCUCCACCCUCCCGAUCGACGAUUGUUUUACAUGAGGGGCAAAGAACGACGCCGGGAGGAGCCGAGGCGGAGAAGCAGUCGCAGCCCCCGAGGAUCGGCAGUGGGAAGAAAGGCAGGACCCCUGGGAACCGCUAUCGCCGCCACCAACGCUUCCCUCUUUUCCUCACCCUCCUCCUCCUCCACCUCCUCCACCAUCAUAAGAGCCAGCCUUGAUUCGGCCCUUCCCUGCGCUUUCGCCACUAAGUGAUCCUCGUGACCCUCCUCCCUUGAGAAACCGGCUCCCAUGGGGGAGAGAGGAGUCCGGCUCCCCGCCAGCGUCGUCCCCUCCCCGGCGGAGACUGCUCCCCUCCAGAGGCAGCCAGGAUUCAUCUGAAGGACACGUAAAUAUCGGAUCAUAAUAGAAGGCGAGCUUCAAAAAGCAGGAACCCACCCAGCCAGCCAGCAGCAGCAGCAGCAAGAAUCCACCCUUCGCCUGCUCAACUCAGUCUGUACACAUACACCCAGCACUCACUGAAUGCCAAUAUUUAGAGAUCAGAAAAAGGAACAAAUCCUCACACCCUCCCUCUCGAGAUAGAAAGGCCUUGUCAGAAGGGCAUCCACAUAAGUCAUAUUAUUCAUAGUCCUACAGGCAAAGGCAGUAGCAGCACAGGUUGUGGGGGAGGGAAGUUUCUCUUCUAGAAUUUGCUUCCCUAAAGAGAUCCUGAGCUAAAAUCUUUACAUUUUCCACAGCAAGGACUGUUAGAGUAGAACACAGAUAUAUAUUAGAUUAUAUAGAAUUUAUUAAAUGAUUCCAGAUUUAAAUAUAUUUUUGGAGCUGUGAAGGAGUGAGGAGUACCAGAUGUCAUGAUAUCUUUUUUUCAUUAAUGUGUACGUGAGCAGGUUGAGGCAGUUGGUAAGACGAGAAAGUUAAUAUAUAUUAUAUCUAUAUAUAUCUAUAUAUAUCUUUUUUUAAAAAUAUCCCUGGAACUUUCUUUCAUCCCCACUUCAUUCUUGUGUAUUUCCUUUUUAAAAAAGGAAAGCUCUUAUUUUGUUAACCAAAGAUUUACUUUCCAUUCCUUCUGGCUAUUAGAAGGAAGUGAACACAAAUUGACCCAUGUCAAUAUUUUAAGUGAUCUCACUUACAAGAAUCCAGGAAAAAAAAUCCAAAUCAGAUAUCUCAAGUGGGUAGGAAGAAAGUUUGUCAUAAAAAGAUAUUUUCUAUUCUGUUGCUUUAGUAGAAGAAAACCAUUUAAAGAUUUUUUUUUCUCUUUCCAGGAGGAAUUCAGAUUCUAAAAUAAAAUAAAUGGGGGAUUACGGGUUUGGCGUGUUAGUGCAGAACAACACCGGGAAUAAGUCAGCUUUUCCAGUCAGAUUUCAUCCACAUCUGCAGCCUCCACAUCACCAUCAAAAUGCAGCCCCCAAUCCUGCUGCUUUUAUAAAUAACACAGCUGCCAAUGGCAGUAGUGCUGGGUCAGCUUGGCUCUUUCCUGCUCCAGCUGCCCAUAAUAUUCAGGAUGAGAUUCUGGGGUCAGAAAAAUCGAAAAGUCAACAACAGGAAAAACAAGACUCCCUAGAAAAACAGCAGCUUUCCCCUAGUCAAAGUCAGGAAGCAGGCAUGCUGCCUGAUUCUGAGAAAGCUAAAUCUGAAGAAAGCCAAGGGGAUAAUUCUUCUGAAAAUAGCAAUGGGAAGGAAAAAAUAAGAAUAGAAUCACCAGUGUUAACAGGAUUUGAUUAUCAAGAGGCUACCGGGCUAGGUACUUCAAGCCAGCCCCUGACAUCUACUGCAUCUUCUCUGACUGGUUUCAGUAACUGGUCAGCAGCAGCUAUAGCUCCUUCGUCUUCAACAAUAAUAAAUGAAGAUGCGAGUUUCUUCCACCAGGGAGGGGUACCUCCUGCUUCAGCAAAUAAUGGUGCUCUGCUGUUUCAGAAUUUUCCACAUCAUGUCAGUCCUGGUUUUGGGGGUAGUUUUUCCCCUCAGAUUGGACCCCUCUCUCAGCACCACCCUCAUCACCCCCAUUUUCAACAUCAUCACAAUCAGCAUCAACAACAGAGGAGGUCUCCUGCAAGCCCUCAUCCACCUCCAUUUACACAUAGAAAUGCUGCUUUUAAUCAACUGCCUCAUCUUGCUAAUAAUCUUAACAAACCACCCUCUCCAUGGAGCAGCUACCAAAGCCCAUCACCUACACCAUCUUCCUCAUGGAGUCCUGGUGGUGGAUGUGGUGGGUGGGGUGGGUCCCAAGGGCGAGAUCACCGCAGGGGACUGAAUGGAGGAAUAACACCCCUGAAUUCCAUCUCACCCCUGAAGAAGAAUUUUCCAAAUAAUCAUAUCCAGUUGCAGAAGUAUGCACGACCCAGUUCCGUUUUUGCUCCAAAAUCUUGGAUGGAAGACAGUUUGAACAGAGCUGACAAUAUCUUUCCCUUUCAGGAUCGUACAAGAACUUUUGACAUGCAUUCACUGGAGAAUUCAUUAAUCGAUAUAAUGAGAGCUGAAAGUGAUUCUCUGAAAGGUCAGUCCUCCCUGUUCCCGAUGGAAGAUGGGUUUCUGGAUGAUGGACGUGGGGAUCAGACUCUCCAUAGUGGCUUAGGAUCACCACACUGCUUCUCUCACCAGAAUGGCGAGCGAGUUGAACGGUACUCUCGCAAGGUGUUUGUGGGUGGCCUGCCACCUGAUAUCGAUGAAGAUGAGAUCACAGCCAGCUUUCGUCGUUUUGGCCCAUUGAUUGUAGAUUGGCCUCAUAAAGCUGAAAGCAAAUCAUAUUUUCCUCCUAAAGGAUAUGCCUUUUUGUUGUUCCAAGAUGAAAGUUCUGUACAGGCUUUGAUUGAUGCAUGCAUUGAAGAGGAUGGAAAACUCUACCUGUGUGUUUCCAGCCCCACGAUUAAAGAUAAACCAGUUCAGAUCCGACCUUGGAAUCUUAGUGACAGUGAUUUUGUGAUGGAUGGCUCACAACCUCUGGAUCCACGGAAAACCAUUUUUGUAGGCGGAGUUCCACGACCCUUACGAGCAGUGGAGCUUGCAAUGAUAAUGGAUCGGCUGUAUGGAGGAGUUUGCUAUGCUGGAAUUGAUACUGACCCUGAACUGAAGUACCCAAAAGGAGCUGGGCGUGUUGCAUUUUCCAAUCAACAGAGUUAUAUAGCUGCUAUCAGUGCCCGCUUUGUUCAGCUGCAACAUGGAGAGAUAGAUAAACGGGUGGAAGUUAAGCCAUAUGUCUUGGAUGAUCAGCUGUGUGAUGAAUGUCAGGGGGCCCGUUGUGGUGGAAAGUUUGCUCCAUUUUUCUGUGCUAAUGUGACCUGUCUGCAGUAUUACUGUGAAUAUUGCUGGGCUGCUAUCCAUUCACGCGCUGGCAGGGAAUUCCACAAGCCCCUGGUGAAAGAGGGAGGAGAUCGCCCAAGACAUAUUUCAUUCCGCUGGAACUAAGUGAUUACUGCAGUGUGUUCAUAUGCAGGCCCUCAAAAUAAGUGCACUCUUCUGUUCUCCUGAUUCCUUUGCCCUCCCUUCCUAUUCCCUCUUACUCAAGAUAGCAUGUCCUGCUGUUGUAGUCUGUAACUUAAAAAUAGUGUAACAAAAGAAUGGCCUAUAAUCCUAUAGGUAUUUUGUAGGAUCUUGUCAUUAAACUUUAUGGGGAAACUCCUUUUCCUAUGGAUAACACAGUGCAUGGAAGCCAGGUUCUCUUACCUUCCUGGUUCCCCAGAGGACACUGCUUUCCUGCUAUCUUUUCUUGAAGGAAGGAAGAAAGAACAAUAUUAAGAGAAAUGAAACAAUAGAGUGUUUUGUUUUUUAAUUAAAUUAUUGCUAAUAACAAAAUCAAUAGACUACUUUUAUUAAAGUAACCAUGAGAUAGGAACACUAUGAAUCUUAUCUGACACUUUGUCCAACCGACCCGCCCUUUCCUUCUCCUUGCCCCCUUCCCUAGCCAAGCCUCUGGGAAGCCUGUUUUCUUGCCAUGAUUUUAUAGCAAUGGAAACAGUUAGCUGUCAAAUUAGUAACAGAAAAGAGCAUGUUUAAAGCAACAAAAAUGCAUGAGCAAGGUUUAAAGCAGCAUUACGUUUCUUUUUCUUUUUUGUUUGAUGUAAGGGUUCUGAAGCUAAAUCUUUAGCACAGUAUUGUGUCUCACCGUGCCUCCAACUUCCCACCACAUUCAAAUUUUUACUAAUUGAGUAGGCAGAGCUUAGAUCUGUGUUCUUCAUCCAAGCAAUCACAUUUUUAAAGUUCCCGAAUGUAAAUCCUGGGUCAGUUUAUAACUGGGGGGUGGGUGGGGAGUGCACUUAUUCUUUAUUAUUGUGGUUGUUGUUGUUUUGAAAGAAACUUCAUUAUCAGAAUACAGCCCUACAAAUCCUACCAAAGCUAAAGUAAUGACAACUAGUGAACUGGCAUGUCCUCUCCUGAAGAACAAAUGUAUAGAUUUUAUUUUUGAUGGCUAUAUAGAACUCUAUAUCCUAAUUUACUAAUGUAAAUCAGAGGCCAGCCUUUGCUCUCCAUUUUGACAUGAAAUACAAGAACCUAAAGAUAUACCUCAAGAGUACAUUUUAAUUCCCCCCUCCCCUUCCCUCCCAUCCCCAUUCUAUUAAUCCACCCUUCCAGUACAUAUCAAAUUUUGUCUGCUUCUUGAGCUUACUCUGGGAUGUGAAACCAGUUCUAACUUCCUAACAAAGCUGUAACCUAGCAAUUUAUAAGAGGGCAAAGUAAAGUUUGUUUCCAGGGAUGUUUUGCAUUGUUGGCUGAAUGAAUAGGCCUGCAUGUCUGCAAAGGAUAUGCUUGUCUUUCAACAGAGAGCAUGUGAGUAAAGGAAUCCUGACAAAAAUUUUGUUUGGGACUUAGCAUAGAACAUAAACCGUCGUAGGACUCCAACUUGCUGAGUAAUGCAUGAAGUGUUAUAAACAUGUAAGUGGGGAACACAGCAUAUGUUAAAGCUAAGGCACAGGGUGGUGUUGAUUAGAUUGAAAUACCCUUGAUGCUUUGUAAAUCUUGAGAAAAUCGAUAGGAGGGAAUGUAUCCAUCUCUUAACCACAGUAACGGGGUUGUAGCAGUGUGUAGAAAAAGCCAGUUGGAAUCUGAAACUGGCAUGAUACCAACAUAGGCUCUUAAACCAAAGACUUGCUUAAGCACAGCUACAGAGAAAAGGCAUCCCUUUUGUAAGCUCACUUCCUCCCCAUCCCUUUCCUCCAUUGCCAGUUACCUAUCAGAGGCAGUUUGGUUUUCAGUACAUGAUACAUACCCUUGUUAUUUUCCAAAGGUCAAAAUGGAGACAUUUGCUGUCUACUUGUCAAGUAGAGAAAGGGAGCUCCUUUUAAUGAAUCCCUGCAAAUAUUGACAACAGGAAACGCAAAUGGAGAGUGCUCUUUUGUAGACUGUCAGGGACCUUUUUCUCUGAAGUACAUAAUUAUAGUUGGAAUAUUCCUUUUAAUUUUUUUAAAAAAUGCUUGUAGGUGGCUUGGGGUGUCUUAUUGUGCCGAUCCUAUCCAGUGAACAGGUGAGAUGGGUUACCAUUACAAGAAAUAACACUGUUUGAGAAGUAGCUUUGAAUAAUAAUUUUUUCCCUUUGUACAUGACCUGCUGAAUUUCGGUACAGUGUUUUUGUAGCUAACUUAUUUUGUCAUGCACAUAAUGUAUAUUUGUUAUGCACUACUUUUGUAUAUCUUGUUUUUCCAACAGUGAGCAUUUUUAGGCACACUUUUCACUGACGGGAUAUCUCUUUAUGCAAUACCUCAAUUUUUCAUAUUGCAAAGAGUAGCUUUUUGUACUUUUAUUACUGAGAGAUCUUCAUAUACUUCAUUUUUUAAUAUAAAUAAUUUUAAUAAAUUUUAUUUUCUUAUAUUCUGCUUUUUAUACAUUUCAGUGCUCUGCAUACAUUUUGAAUUAUGGAUGUUGUGCACUGGCAAUGCUAUUUUAGAAUUUGCAGAGAAAAGAAAGCAUGUUGCUUAAACAUCUUUAGCCCAGCACCAGGUAUUUGGUGUACAUAUAAUUUAAGAAAUACUUAUAUGUAAAGUUGAGACUUAAAAAAAAGAAAUUUUUAAAAAAGCAUGAAAGUGACAAAUGAGAAUUUGUCUUUAGACUCUUGAAAUUUAAUGCAUAAACAUAGAGUAGAAGUUUAACAGUAACAUCCCAAAUUGUCUACUGCUUCUUAAUAGAUUUUUAAAAAUAAUACACAAAUGCAGAUGUUUUUUGGUGAAUGUUUAGCCAUUUUUAAUCUUAACAAAUUGAUGUUAGGUGUUUGCAGAGAUGUGUCUGCGCUUUUAAAU
This is a messenger RNA of Thamnophis elegans (Western terrestrial garter snake), 6335 nucleotides long. RefSeq names its product cytoplasmic polyadenylation element binding protein 4 (gene CPEB4). Gene Ontology annotation, molecular function: mRNA 3'-UTR binding; mRNA regulatory element binding translation repressor activity; translation factor activity, RNA binding. Gene Ontology annotation, biological process: negative regulation of cytoplasmic translation. Lineage: Eukaryota; Metazoa; Chordata; Lepidosauria; Squamata; Natricidae. The record is from RefSeq and is a predicted model, not a curated record. Gene Ontology annotation, cellular component: synapse; nucleus; neuron projection. The transcript is spliced from 9 exons. Bases 1402 to 3513 code for a protein of 703 amino acids.